AUGAACAUAUUACAGCAUCAAUCAUGGAGAUUGAUGGUUGUGAUAUUGGGUUUCAUGACCUAUGUUGAAAGCGUUGUAACUAAUUUGCCUUUCCAAUACACUGCAACUGAGGCAAGUCAAUUAUCUUCACAACAUUCCUCCUUUAAAGCACAGGAUAUAAUUCAUAAAAAGGAAAACACUCAUGAUAAGGAACUUUUGAAGUUUCUUGUUGUCAACUCAAUAGAUAAUUACUACUAUGAUGUUAUGUUACGAGUCGGGAGCCGAGUUCAACAACUCAGAAUAGAUUUGAUUCAGGGAGAUGUGUGGGUAAUGGGAAUGAACGAUUUCUUGAGCUGUGAUGAGAUCUAUUCUUGGUGGUCUUCUGAGGUAAGUACCGGGACUACUCUCCCAGACCUGGCUACAACUGAUGCUGAAUACACUGCAAGUAUAUGUGCUGCUGGAGGUGUGUAUUCUGCGGAGUCUCUGUCCACAGAUGUCACUGUUCCUGGUGUGCCUGAUGGUGAGGAAUAUUUUGUUCCAUACGUUGACACGAUUGAAGCAGUAGGUGAGUUUGAAAAGGACGAUAUUCAUAUAAACUCGACGAAUGGAUUGUCCGUUUUACUCUCGAAUUUUACUUUUCUCAGAGCAUACCAGAGUAGCGUCUUUGCUGGUGGCUUGGGUUUGGCAGGAAAUCCUAUGGGCUCGGGAUUUUUAGAUAGUUUGGUAGACAAGGGCUAUAUUGUGUCACCGGGAUACUCACUAUUUUUCAGCAACGUAAUACUGGAAGAGGGCUCUUUAGGAGAGCUUAUACCUGGAAUGGUGGAUAAAAAAUAUGUGGAUGGUGACUUCUAUCAAUUUGAUAUGCUUAAUCAUACCGGAAGUUUUUUUUCUAAUAGCGUAGAGCAAACUGCCUUGUCUAAAUUGAGGUUACCUAUCUUGAAUUUGGAUUCAAUAGUGUUAGAAAAUGAGAAAAAUCAAAGAACAUACACUUUAACAUCUGAUGAUGGAUCGUUUCCUGUGUUACUUGAUUCGCGAUCGCUAUACACCCAUUUACCUCUAGAUACAAUUAUUCAGAUAGCUAUUCAGACAAAUGCUUAUUAUUCAAAUGACACUGAUAGAUGGAUAGUUGAAUGUGAUACUAUCGCGAAAGCAAACGCAACUUUCAAUUUUCAUUUCAAUGAUUUAAAAAUAAAGAUACCCUUGCAUUCAUUUUUAUUGCCCGCAAAUACUGGGCAAGAUCAAAACUUAACAUUCUCAAAUGGUGCUGAUGCCUGUUUUUUGAGUAUCCUUCCAAGCUCACACGACGGGUACAGUGUCCUUGGUUUAUCGUUCUUAGUAUACGUUUACUUGGCCGUUGACAAUGAAGGAGGUAAAAUUGCGUUAGGAAAUUCUAACAGAGAAUUGAAGAUAGAAGUAUCUGACUUCAGUUUCUCCUCGGUUCACACAGUUUCUAGUACAACUUUUAAGAACUCUUCUAUUGAAGCAACGCACUACAGUUCAAUUGCUUAUAUUCUUUCCGACACUAUACCGUUUGCUACGGUAGCUACUUAUUCAUCUACCCCGACUUUGACAUUCUCUUCCAUGAACAAUGCAACAGCGCUCGAGGUCCCAGCAAAAUUUUCAGGAAGAGUAAAAAAUGGACAUUUCAUAGUGGGAUCUAGUGAGAAAACGAUCCCUGGAGCAGAAAGCACCGAAGCUUCUUCUACCAAAAGUAAAAACUCAGGGUCUGUUUUGAUAAGAUCUGAAAUUAGAUUGAGCUUAAAACAACCACUAGGUUUAAUUUUAGCUGUAUGUUUAUUUAUGGUUGCGAUUAUACUACUUUAG
This is a messenger RNA of Priceomyces carsonii, 1803 nucleotides long. RefSeq names its product putative aspartic endopeptidase (gene YPS7). Lineage: Eukaryota; Fungi; Ascomycota; Pichiomycetes; Serinales; Debaryomycetaceae. The record is from RefSeq and is a predicted model, not a curated record. The coding region runs from base 1 to 1803 and encodes 600 amino acids. The transcript has a single exon.